AAUUGUAUCGUUUUGUCAUUUGAUUUCGCCGCCCGUACACACUGUUAUGCUGUCGUGUUAUCUUCUUCUUAUUCUUCUCUCCUCAUCGCAUACCCGACCCGACCCGAAUUCUUUCGUCAGAACGGAUCGAUCACAUUAACCGCACUCAUAAAUUCUCAUCCCUCUCUUAAGUCCGUAUCUCAAUUUCUCACUUUCCAAUCUCGUUACUAUUCAGGAUAUGGCGGAAGAUAUGGAAAUUGAUCAUAUUAUCGACGUUCCCGAUACCCCAGAGAGAUCAAAUGCAGGAAACAAUGAUCGAAAAUAUGUUGGUAAUCCGGAGAAGAGGGGUAGGGCCUUUCAUGUUCCUAAUGAAAUAAGUAAAUGCAACAAGUAUGUAAUAAUAUCCCCGGAUAAACCUUCCCCCUCUCAAAAUGCCUCCAUAUUUAGGAGAGCUCAAACUGAGAAAGUUUCUGGUGGACUUGGAACAUCACGCUCUAGUAAAGCUGAAAUGACGGAGAAAGGGAAAACUGUAAGCUCGAGGAUUCCUUCUAAGUCGUCUCACCAUGGACAUAUUUCUGUUUUCGAUUUGACUGGAGAGAAUGGGCAAUUCCAACAACCAAAACCAGCUUUCUCACACCGUGGAUCAAGAGAUAACACAAAUGAAGACAAGAAAGAAUUGAAAGCAAGUAUUGGGAAUACUUCACUACCCUUAAUUACUAAUUCAUCUAAUACAUCUAGAAAUGCUGUCACUGGAAAGUGUAAACUAGAUAACACAACACUUCCAGGUUCUAAUACUUUUAUGGACCGUGGCAAGAGUGUUUCUCUGUCUAAUGAUUCUCAAUCUCAGCCGAAAGCUGAAAAGCAAGUUUCUUUGUCUCCUCGUCUUUCCACUGCUCCAAGAGGUAGAGGGAACAGGAGAUUGGUACGAAAUGGGUGCAUUUCACCACAAAAUAUUGCAACAAGGGCAAAACAAUCAGCUGAACAGAGCAUCUUUCAAACCAAUAAUGUUGAACAGAUCUGUGCUGGGCAUUCAGUUUCUAGAAAUACAAUGUCUCCAAUUAGUGUUGAUGAUAUUGUUUCUGAAGAGAGACCUGGUGGUAGAUUGAAAGGAAAGGGAGUACUUAUUCAUCCUUCAUCAAAUGGAACUAUUCAGACUGAUAGCAGCAGCCCUGUGGUCAAUCUUGAAGAGGCCAGUGGUAGCAGUAAUAUACCAAGAAAUGGAUAUGAAAACUGGGAGAGACAAGGUGGUUGGAGAACUACACAUAAUGAUCAACACUUGUAUGAUGCGAAUGGGCAUCAUUCGAGGAGAAGUUACGUUGAAAGACUUACUCACAGACAAAAUAUGAACAGACUGGACAGAAGUGAUACUGGGAGCAGUCAAAAUGGCAAGGAUGUUCCAGCUUCACUGAUUAUUCCACAGGUAGGUCAGUCAACUGGACCCAGUACUACUGCUGACUCAGCGACUAAAAGGCCAAGGAAACGUGAAUCAUCUUCUAGAAAUCCUAAUGUAGCAUCUCAUAAUUCUAAAACUGUAUUCGUCAAUUCAUCCGGGGAAUCAUCAAGUUCAUCCAGAAGUUGUGGCAUGGAUCCUGAAUUAGCUGCGUUGUUAUCCAUACCAAGUUUCAAAAACGAACUUAAUGAAGGUUUAGAUGACAAUGACAACAAUAUUUCGGUAGCUCGGGCAAUGCAAUUAGAAGCAGAUGAGAGAUUGGCACGUGAACUCCAAGAACAACUAUAUAAUGAUGAUUAUUUUGAAGGCAGUUGGGUUGACGAACAUUUAGCACGGGUGCCGCAGGAUGCAGGGGGUCUUUUGCACACAUCUACUGAUAAUCAUCAGAUACCUCAUCAUACACGUAUUCCGGGGGAAAAUAGACAGCCCCGUUCACGACCUAAUCAAAAUCCUUCAAAUAGGAGGAGAACUGUGCCUCAAAUUCCUCUUUCUAAUAGAACGACACUGAGUCGCAUGACAACUCGAUCGUCAAGACCUACCAUAUCAUCUAGAGGAAGAGGAAGAGGAAGAGGAAGAGCAAGACUCCCUCGGUUUCCUCUAGAGAUGGACCUAGACAUGAGACUUGAUAUAUUGGAAGCAUUAGAGAAUGCGGUAGGGGAUUUUAAUGACCUGGGAAUGCCCGAUGACAUCCGUAAUGCUCAUCGUGAUUUCAAUGAAGAUGAUUAUGAAAUGUUAUUGGCUCUUGAUGAUCAUAAUCACCAGCAUACUGGUGCAUCUACCAAUCUGAUCAAUAGGUUACCACAGUCCACUGUCCAGACUGACAACUACACAGAGGAUUGUGCCGUAUGUCUCGAGACCCCUGUCAAGGGAGACACCAUUCGCCACCUUCCUUGUUUGCAUAAAUUUCACAAAGAUUGUAUUGAUCCUUGGCUUGGUAGGAAAAGUUCAUGCCCCGUGUGCAAGUCAUCUAUCACCUGAUUAUGCUUGAGAUUCAAACAGUCAAUUUAUCAUGCUGGGGUGUGUUAUCUCAGCUGUCCCGUUUUAUCAUUCAAGGUAUAAAGAAAAGCAUGAACAGUUUGUUUUUGCUUGGAAGUUGAAAUUGUAUUGCAAGUACACACUUCCUUUUCAUGGCGUACUAUUUUUUUGUCGUAGAUAUCAAAAAGUGAAUAGAAAGGCAUAGGAAAUCUGCAAGUUGAUAACCAUUUUGGUGCUGAUCAACUGUUGCUGUCUUUAGAUCUAUGGUUAGUUCUGGGAUUGCAUUUUAUGCUAACUGUUCUGAAUUGAAGUCCUGCUGCUGGUUGUAAUAGAGCCUUCGAGUCUGGAAAAUCCAAGGCUGUAUUAUUUGAAAGUUGGAUGUAUUACAACUUGAUGCAAAACACAUAAUCUGGAUUUGCAUGUGGUAAUGUUAAAGAUGUAUCAUUUUGCAAUUGCAAGAGCAUGUCUUUUUUACGUUCUUCUGAAUGUGUUCAA
Medicago truncatula (barrel medic) is the source of this 2899-nucleotide messenger RNA. Its product is annotated as E3 ubiquitin-protein ligase RNF12-A. The transcript has 9 exons. NCBI's taxonomy places the organism in Eukaryota, Viridiplantae, Streptophyta, Magnoliopsida, Fabales, Fabaceae. The record is from RefSeq and is a predicted model, not a curated record. Gene Ontology annotation, cellular component: nucleus. Gene Ontology annotation, biological process: ubiquitin-dependent protein catabolic process. Bases 218 to 2407 code for a protein of 729 amino acids. Gene Ontology annotation, molecular function: ubiquitin protein ligase activity.